CGGUCCCCGUUUACAACGUACAAGCCACAGGAACAGGGACUGGGACCUCACGGCAUGGAAACCGAGAAGGUCCAUUUCUUCUUCUUUCAACGCACUCGACUCUCGACGGUCGAUGCUCCCAUAAUAUCUGACGAUUUGGACAGCCCCAUGCCCCCUUUCCUGGACCUGGAGGGUUGGUCAGCCCGAACCCGGUUACUGACCUGCGGCUGCAGGCACGACACGGACACACCACAAGACACCGGUGACGACGGUCCACAGCAACAACGCAAGCAGACCAGAAACAGAAAUGGCAACAACCUUCCAGGUUCUUGAAGAUGCGGCUCCACUACAGAUCGUUUCUGGGCGGUGGGGAUGGGGAGGCCGGAGACCGGGGCGAUUGCCGCGAGGGAAGCACAAGCCAGGUCAGAGCCAGGCUGCCAGCCAGGCGCCCCGCCAAGUGUCCCACGACAUCGGGAAGAUACGUGACACAGUCGUACAGCAACUUCAAGUCACGUUCACGUUCCGUUCUCAUUACCUUUCUUGGUGUAUGUACGCGGUACUGGGUAUGCCGAGUCAGAGGGCUGGCCACGGGGUCCACUGUCCAGUGGCUCCCGUCAAGACUUUCCACCUUACUCACCUGUCGCAGGAGACUACCCGAAUAGGUGUGGCAAAGCAACUGACAACUCCACGCCGCGGAUAUCGUCAUGGCCCGUCCGGGGCCACGGUCUACACUUACGAAUACGGUCAACGGACCACGGCUCGAUCGCCCGACUCCCUCCCGAAGCACGCCGCCGCGGCCACGCCCCUUGGCCGGCUACGCUACCUAUACCCACCUCCCCACUACACUUACGACUACCUCGACGGUACCUUGACCGGGUUUUUGUCCAUUAUCUCUCGCAUCUUCGCAUAUUCCAGCCGGGUUUCCCCCAUCGUGAUCGGCGUUCGCUCCCCUUUUCUCGUCGUCAGUCGACUCGGAGCAAACGGGAAAUCCAACCAUUCCCCACUUGUUCACACAUUAUUUUCAACCCACUGUUUAUGUGUAUAAAUCAUCGUUCGUCCCUCCCUUCUCUGCGUGCUGUCGUGCCCUUUGGAGUGUCUCACAACAAUCACAGGCUCACAGCGGGCAUCACGGGCGAGACACAUCCAUUCUUGCGUCCUCCCUUCCCUCUUUGUUCACCCCUUUCCGAGAAAAC
Molecule: messenger RNA, 1172 nt
Organism: Sodiomyces alkalinus F11
Lineage: Eukaryota; Fungi; Ascomycota; Sordariomycetes; Glomerellales; Plectosphaerellaceae
Exons: 1
Coding region: 287-1024 (245 amino acids)
Source: RefSeq, a predicted model, not a curated record